Messenger RNA from Dunckerocampus dactyliophorus (ringed pipefish), 3263 nucleotides. RefSeq names its product synapsin IIa (gene syn2a). Lineage: Eukaryota; Metazoa; Chordata; Actinopteri; Syngnathiformes; Syngnathidae. The transcript is spliced from 11 exons. Gene Ontology annotation, molecular function: ATP binding. Gene Ontology annotation, biological process: neurotransmitter secretion. The record is from RefSeq and is a predicted model, not a curated record. The coding region runs from base 182 to 1585 and encodes 467 amino acids. Gene Ontology annotation, cellular component: synaptic vesicle membrane; synaptic vesicle.
GUCACGUCACCAGCCGGCGAGGGAGCGCUCUGAGGAUGCUCCACCAAGCUGGGAGGGUGCACACUCACUGGGAGUUUAUGCUGAGAUACCAGCCUUUGUCGGCAGUGCCCUAAGAACAGGGAGUCCUCUGCAGAGAGCUUUUCCGCACCUCACUGCUGCUCCAUUCUCCUGCUCUGCAGCCAUGAAUUAUCUGCGACGGCGUCUCUCAGACAGCACUUUCAUCUCAAACCUGCCCAAUGGCUACAUGACAGACCUUCAGAGGCCUGACCCCACUCAGCCUCCACCACCUGCCUCCACCGCGCCUGCUAAGUCCCCCACAGCAGGGCCUACACCUCCCGCCACGUCCCCUGUUCCAGAGAGGAAAGCUCAGCCGGCGCAGUCCACCGGAUCUGGUUUCUUCAGCUCCAUCACCAACGUUGUCAAGCAGACGGCUGCCUCAGCAGGGCUAGUGGAGCAAACCUCAGUCACGACACCCAAGAAGUUCAAGACUCUCCUGGUCAUCGACGAACCUCAACAAGAGUGGGUAAAGUUAUUCCGGGGGAAGAAAAUAUAUGGAGAUUAUGACAUCAAAGUGGAACAGGCGGAGUUCAGUGAGAUCAACGUCACGGCUCAAGCCAAUGGGACUUGCAAUGUUACCAUGCAGGUUUACAGAAAUGGCAGCAAGGUUGUCAGGUCAUUCAAGCCAGACUUUGUGCUCAUUCGCCAACAUGCCUUCAGUAUGACCCAAAACGAAGAUUUUCGCAACCUUGUAAUCGGUCUGCAGUAUGGAGGCGUUCCAAGCAUCAACUCGCUGGAAUCCAUCUACAACCUGUGUGACAAACCCUGGGCGUUUGCCCAACUCAUCAAUACCCACAGGAAGCUGGGUGCUGACAAGUUCCCACUGAUUGAACAGACUUUUUAUCCAAACUAUAAGGAGAUGGCAAGCAUGCCCUCCUUCCCUGUGGUUAUCAAGAUUGGGCAUGCCCACUCUGGUAUUGGAAAGGUGAAGGUUGAUAAUCACAGUAAGUUCCAGGACAUUGCCAGUGUCGUGGCUCUCACUCAGACAUACACCACUACUGAGCCUCUCAUUGAAUCCAAAUAUGAUAUCAGAAUCCAGAAGAUUGGCGCUGACUACAAAGCCUACAUGAGAACAUCUAUAUCUGGCAACUGGAAGACCAACACUGGGUCGGCGAUGCUGGAACAGGUGGCAAUGACUGACAAAUAUAAGCUUUGGGUUGACACUUGCUCAGAGAUUUUCGGGGGUCUGGAUAUUUGUGCAGUCAAGGCCAUCCAUGGGAAGGAUGGAAGAGAUUACAUCACAGAGGUGGUGGGCUCAUCCAUGCCCCUGGUGGGGGAUCACCAGGCCGAGGACAGGCAGCUCAUCUCUGACAUGGUGGUGGCUAAAAUGAACCAGAUAGCGGAGAAGGAUGCAAAUGCCCCCAAGAAACCCAUGACAGUGCAGCCAUCCCAGGGUGUGGGCCCCAAAGGAGAAAUAAUAGGCGAGACCAUGAAGAACGGUGCUGGCCGCCCACCUCAAGGUUGUCUUCAGUACAUCCUCGAUUGCAAUGGCGUGGCCGUCGGUCCGAAACCAGUCCAGGCUAACUGAAUCAGCCAGGAGGAGAAUCAGUGGCGUAUGUUCAGCUUAACACAAGUGUGUGGAUGCUGACAGCUUGGAUCACAACUGGGUGACCGGACCCUCAGCUCACAGCAGCUGAGUGGCUCCCUGGACUGUGUUUUUUAACUCUAUGCAGAGUCCAAAUGUACUGUCUACUUGUUGAUUUGUGUGCUUGUAUCGGUCACCUGUGUUUCAGUAGCUGUGGAUUUUCUUUGGGGCUGCUGUGGAUGAUGUAAGAAGCAGACUGUGCCUACAAUGCGUUCAGUGCCGCUCUGUGCUACCUGUUUGACCAGCUGUGAGCCUUUCAUUUAACCUUAUCGGUUUUAUACUUGGCUGUGUAUCUUUCAAUAGGGUUCAAACAGUGGAAGUUAGUUCUUAAUACGUAUACAAUACUUGGGUGUGGUGGGUAUGGCUGUGGUGAUUAUUUUCAUACAUAUGAUAGAUAUUUAUUUUUGUUUUGCAUGAUUGAUACUAAACAGAGAAGAGGGAUGUAACAUUACUGUUUUAUCUAAAACGUGUUUUUUGUGAUUCAUGCAUUGUAAAUGUGGCAAUGCAUACAUGUAUUCACUACCAACCAUGCAUUAACACCGUGAUCUGCUACUGCCUUCAUUUUAGUCACAAAACAGAUGAUUUAGAGUGCUAACAUGUAAUUAAAAUUUAAGAUGUUAUAUAGAUAGAUACUUUAUUCAUCUCCAAGAGUCAUUGCAGACACAGAUAUAUAUAUAUUAUAUUGUAUGAUUUUGAACCAAAGAUCCAAUAUUGAAAUUAGUAUUUAACCCACAAUGUAAAAAUAUCAGCAAUGCUCUCCUUAAUCCUACAUUUUGCUGUUAGAGCAGCACUCUCAAGAUAGUAGUUUAACCUGUGACCAAUCACAUGCCAGGGAAAUAAUGCUGUAUCAAAUAGGUGUUCUCCAUUUGUCAAAUUUGCCACGAAAUGUCCUUCUGUGACCAUGCACUGGAUAUCAGUGGUGGUGGUGGUGUUGUCAUGACAACCAUACAAGUGCUCUGAGUUUGAGCUUGGACCUGUUACUGCUGUUCAGAGACUGAACACACAAAGAUAACACACUCCUCCUGUGAAUAGAUGGAAAGUGCAAUAUUUUAUUUUCUACUAUUACAUAUUUCAUUUGAAGUCAGCUCUUCCAUGAAAUUGAUUCAAAUAGCUAUAGUCAACCAUUUUCACACAAGAGUCACAAUCGGUUGUUUCUUGUCUUGUGGCUGUUUGGGCUACAUCGUGAUGCAACUGACAUAGCAACCAAGUCAUCUGUAAAAAAACAACAACUUUGCACCUAGAUCUACCUUGAUAGAAAAUCUGUUCUGCAAGCUGUGUGUGUAAUGGUUUUCCAAGUGUAUCUGUGAGUGUAUCUGUGUACAAGCCAUGCCUGAGGCUUUAUGGAUGUGUUGUACCGUUCACUAGGAAAUAUGCCAUGACAUUGAUUUCUAAGGGAGAACACACAAUACCAGAGAGUCUAUCUAUUGAAAGUGGAUGUGUUUUUCUGCCAGAUAAAACCUAUUCAGACCUGAGGAGCGGUAACUAUUAAGGGCCAUGAUAGCUUCAUAUGCUGUUGUACUGUUUCAAUCUUGGUCGGAAUACAAUAUGUUGUGGAAAGAUCCACAAAGGUUAUUUCCCCUCUGUCAAUGGCAAUAAAGCUUCCUUUGCAAUAUACAAUUUA